AUGUCUAACGCUCAACAACGUCUGAACCAGGUUUCCUCCCACUUCGGCCCUGGAGGCAAGAAGGGAGCUGCCGCUCUUACCGAGAAACACCCCGAUGAUAUUGUCGUGACAUGUGCUCUGCGUACUGCCCUCACCAAGGGUGGUAAGGGUGGAUUCAAGGAUACCGCUGCGGCUGAUUUGCUUGCCGGUGUCUUCAAGGCUGUCCUGAACAAGAGUGGUCUUGACCCCAAGGCCGUCGAGGAUAUCGCCGUUGGCUCCGUCCUUGCCCCCGGUGGUGGUGCUACCGAGUUCCGUGCUGCUGCUCUCGUGGCUGGAUUCCCCGAGACCACCGCCGUCAAGAGUCUGAACCGCCAGUGCUCCAGCGGUCUCCAAGCCAUCGCUGAUAUUGCCAACGGUAUUCAGUCCGGCAUGAUCGAGGUCGGAAUCGGAGCUGGUGUGGAGAGCAUGUCCUCUCAAUAUGGACCCGGUGCCGUGACUGAGUUCUCCGACCUCCUCGAAAGCCACCCCGAAUCUGCCAACUGCAAGGUCCCUAUGGGUGUCUUGUCCGAGAACAUGGCCAAAGACCGUGGGGUCACUCGCGCUGCACAGGACUCAUUCGCUGCCAACUCAUACCAGAAGGCUGUUGCCGCCCAGAAGGCCGGUCUCUUCAACGAGGAGAUCGCCCCUCUGGACGUGAAGUGGACUGACCCCAAGACCGGCGAGGAGAAGACCAUCACCGUUAAGGCUGACGAUGGUGUCCGCGAGGGCAUCACCGCCGAGUCACUUGGCAAGAUCAAGCCUGCCUUCGCUAAGGAUGGCUCCAUCCACGCCGGUAACGCCUCUCAGAUCUCCGACGGUGCUGCCGCCGUCCUGCUCAUGAAGCGAUCCACUGCCGAGCGUCUUGGCCAGAAGAUUAUUGGAAAGUACGUUGCUGCCAGCAUUGUCGGUGUCAAGCCCCUCCUCAUGGGAGUUGGUCCUUGGAAGGCUAUCCCCGUUGCCUUGGAGAAGGCCGGCAUCACCAAGGAUGAUGUUGAUAUCUACGAGAUCAACGAGGCUUUCGCCUCCCAGUGCGUCUGGUGUGCCAAUGAGCUUGGCAUUCCUGCUGAGAAGAUCAACCCCAAGGGCGGUGCUAUUGCUUUCGGUCACCCUCUUGGUUGCACUGGCUCUCGCCAGGUCAGCACCUUGCUUACUGAGCUGAAGCGCACCAACAAGAAGAUCGGUGUUACUAGCAUGUGUGUCGGUACCGGUAUGGGUAUGGCCGCUGUCUGGGUCUCCGAAUAG
Molecule: messenger RNA, 1260 nt
Organism: Penicillium olsonii
Lineage: Eukaryota; Fungi; Ascomycota; Eurotiomycetes; Eurotiales; Aspergillaceae
Source: the annotation of a GenBank genome assembly